This is a messenger RNA of Aricia agestis (brown argus), 2763 nucleotides long. RefSeq names its product protein disulfide-isomerase A3 (gene ERp57). Gene Ontology annotation, molecular function: protein disulfide isomerase activity. NCBI's taxonomy places the organism in Eukaryota, Metazoa, Arthropoda, Insecta, Lepidoptera, Lycaenidae. The coding region runs from base 111 to 2750 and encodes 879 amino acids. Gene Ontology annotation, cellular component: endoplasmic reticulum. The transcript has 17 exons. Gene Ontology annotation, biological process: protein folding; response to endoplasmic reticulum stress. The record is from RefSeq and is a predicted model, not a curated record.
AGUGGCAUCAGUGAUACGUGUAAAUUAUUUUUCCGGUUCUUGUCCUUCGUUCCGAAAUUCUUGAAUCUUGAUCACUCGUUCGGCGUAGGAAGUACACGAACUAAGCAAAAAUGUUAGGUUCUUCUAAAAUAGUCCUACUUUUAGGCUUAAUAUACUUAUGUAGGGCCGCCGAGGAAGACGUUCUAGAGCUCACAGAUUCGGACUUUUCGAGUGCGAUAGCUCAACAUGAUACGGCCCUCGUCAUGUUUUACGCUCCGUGGUGCGGCCACUGUAAGAGAUUAAAGCCCGAAUACGCGCUAGCGGCCGGCGUGCUGAAGGAUGACGAUCCUCCGGUGGCGCUGGCGAAGGUGGAUUGUACCGAGGGUGGCAAGAGCACCUGCGAGCAGUUUUCCGUCUCCGGGUACCCCACGCUUAAAAUCUUCAGGAACGGUGAAGUGUCGCAAGAGUACAAUGGCCCGAGGGAAUCUAAUGGUAUUGUCAAGUACAUGAGAGCCCAAGUUGGCCCUAGCUCUAAAGAUCUCCUGACAGUUGAGAGCUUUGAGAACAUGCUGGCUAAGGAUGAAGUUGUUGUCGUUGGCUUCUUUGAGAAGGAAUCAGACCUUAAGGGACAGUUCCUGAAGACUGCUGACAAAAUGCGCGAGGAAGUCUCCUUUGCCCACUCUUCUGCUGCUGAUGUACUCAAGAAGGCUGGUUACAAGAACAAUGUGGUGUUGUACCGACCCAAACGCCUGCAGAACAAGUUCGAGGAAUCAUUUGUUGAGUACAAGGGAGAACCUGAAUCACUCAAAGCUUUCAUCAAAGAAAACUACCAUGGCUUAGUUGGAAUCCGUCAGAAAGAGAACAUCAAUGACUUCUCAAACCCACUUGUGGUGGCUUACUAUGAUGUGGAUUACGUCAAGAACGCUAAGGGCACAAACUACUGGAGAAACCGUGUACUUAAGGUUGCCAAGGAAAUGACUGAAGUAACAUUCGCCAUCAGCGACAAGGACGACUUCACACAUGAGCUCAACGACUAUGGUAUUGACUUUGCCAAGGGUGACAAGCCUGUUGUAGCUGGAAAGGACACAGAUGGAAACAAAUUUGUCAUGUCUAAUGAAUUCAGCAUUGAGAACCUGUUGGCGUUCGCCAAGGACUUGGUUGAUGGAAAACUGGAGCCUUUCAUCAAAUCUGAGGCCUUACCGGCCAGCAAUGAUGGACCAGUCAAGGUUGCUGUCGGCAAGAACUUCAAGGAGCUAGUCACUGACAGCGGCCGGGAUGCCCUCAUCGAGUUCUAUGCCCCAUGGUGCGGACAUUGCCAGAAACUUGCCCCAAUCUGGGAGGAGUUGGGAGAGAAGUUGAAGGAUGAGGAGGUUGACAUCAUCAAGAUUGAUGCCACUGCCAACGACUGGCCCAAGUCCCUAUACGACGUGUCCGGUUUCCCCACCAUCUACUGGAAACCCAAGGACUCCUCCAAGAAACCAGUCAGAUACAAUGGUGGACGUGCUCUGGAGGACUUCCUCAAGUACGUUUCAGACCAGGCCUCGUCCGAGCUCAAGGGCUGGGACAGGAAGGGCAAUGUGAAGGACGAGCUGUUGUUCAACUCUGAACAAAUAAGAAUUUAUCAAAAAGUUCCAAGUGCAGUGCUACUUCCACAAAUGGUAUUGUCAAGUAAGUACAUGAGAGCCCAAGUUGGCCCUAGCUCAAAGGAUCUCCUGACAGUUGAGAGCUUUGAGAACAUCCUGGCUAAGGAUGAAGUCGUUGUCAUUGGCUUCUUUGAGAAGGAGUCAGACCUUAAGGGGCAGUUCCUGAAGACUGCUGAUAAAAUGCGCGAGGGAAGAAAUGUCUCCUUUGCCCACUCUUCUGCCGCUGAUGUACUCAAGAAGGCUGGUUACAAGAACAAUGUGGUGUUGUACCGACCCAAACGCCUGCAGAACAAGUUCGAGGAAUCAUUUGUUGAAUACAAGGGAGAACCUGAAUCACUCAAAGCUUUCAUCAAAGAAAACUACCAUGGCUUAGUUGGAAUCCGCCAGAAGCAGAACAUCAAUGACUUCUCAAACCCUCUUGUGGUGGCUUACUAUGAUGUGGAUUACGUCAAGAACGCUAAGGGCACAAACUACUGGAGAAACCGUGUACUUAAGGUUGCAAAGGAAAUGACUGAAGUAACAUUCGCUAUCAGCGACAAGGACAACUUCACACAUGAGCUCAACAACUAUGGUAUUGACUUUGUCAAGGGUGACAAGCCUGUUGUAGCUGGAAAGGACACAGAUGGAAACAAAUUUGUCAUGUCUAAUGAAUUCAGCAUUGAGAACCUGUUGGCGUUCGCCAAGGACUUGGUUGAUGGAAAACUGGAGCCCUUCAUCAAAUCUGAGGCCUUACCGGCCAGCAAUGAUGGACCAGUCAAGGUUGCUGUCGGCAAGAACUUCAAGGAGCUAGUCACUGACAGCGGCCGGGAUGCCCUCAUCAAGUUCUACGCUCCGUGGUGCGAACAUUGCCAGAAACUUGCCCCAGUGUGGGAGGAGUUGGGAGAGAAGUUGAAGAAUGAGGAGGUUGACAUCAUCAAGAUUGAUGCCACCGCCAACGACUUACCCAAGUCCCUAUACACCGUGUACGCUUUCCCCACCAUCUACUGGAAACCCAAGGACUCCUCCAUGAAACCAGUCAGAUACAAAGGUGGACGUGCUCUGGAGGACUUCCUCAAGUACGUUUCAGACCAGGCCUCGUCCGAGCUCAAGGGCUGGGACAGGAAGGGCAAUGUGAAGGACGAGCUGUAAAUACAUAGUGAUA